AGCGCGCAUGAGCGUACGUGCGAGCCUGUGCGCGUGCGCUCGAGAGCGACAUCGCCCCCGACUGUGGAGACGUGUCCGGCGCUAGCCCCGUUACAGGUAUCGCUGGCUACCCUCCUCCUUCGCCCCUCCUUUCCUCCUUUACAUUGAAUUCAAGUCGGGGUUGAAUUUCGAGAGGGGAGUCCGAGGACCUGGGGCCUGAUUUCUUUUUCUCUCGCCAUGCUUCUUCGGGCUGUGUACAUGUGUGGUGGUGCCUGAGAGGCGAUACAGGAAUGUGUUUCUGAUCAUCUGAAUCUUAAUCAUGUCCAACUGCCUGCAAAAUUUCCUGAAAAUUACAAGCACUCGUCUUCUGUGUUCAAGAUUAUGCCAACAGUUAACAAGAAAUAAAAGGAAGUUUUUCGGAACUGUGCCAAUAUCCAGAUUGCAUAGGCGAGUUGUCAUUACAGGCAUUGGCUUAGUGACUCCUCUUGGUGUUGGAACUCACCUGGUUUGGGAUCGUCUUAUCGGAGGAGAGAGUGGAAUUGUUUCACUGGUUGGUGAAGAGUAUAAGAGUAUCCCUUGCAGUGUUGCUGCUUAUGUGCCAAGAGGUAGUGAUGAAGGUCAGUUCAAUGAACAAAACUUUGUGUCCAAAUCAGAUAUCAAGUCCAUGUCUUCUCCCACCAUCAUGGCCAUUGGGGCUGCAGAAUUAGCCAUGAAGGAUUCUGGCUGGCAUCCUCAGUCAGAAGCUGAUCAAGUGGCUACUGGUGUUGCAAUUGGCAUGGGAAUGAUUCCUCUUGAAGUUGUUUCUGAAACUGCUUUGAAUUUUCAGACAAAAGGUUACAAUAAAGUUAGCCCAUUUUUUGUCCCUAAGAUUCUGGUCAAUAUGGCAGCAGGCCAGGUCAGCAUUCGAUAUAAACUCAAGGGCCCAAAUCAUGCAGUAUCCACAGCCUGUACCACAGGAGCUCAUGCUGUGGGAGACUCAUUUAGAUUUAUAGCCCAUGGUGAUGCUGAUGUGAUGGUGGCUGGAGGUACAGAUUCUUGUAUUAGCCCUUUAUCUCUUGCUGGGUUUUCCAGAGCCCGGGCUCUGAGCACAAACUCAGAUCCCAAGUUGGCAUGUAGACCAUUUCAUCCAAAGAGAGAUGGUUUUGUAAUGGGAGAAGGUGCAGCUGUGCUGGUGCUGGAAGAAUAUGAACAUGCUGUUCAAAGAAGAGCCCGGAUCUAUGCAGAAGUUUUGGGCUAUGGACUCUCAGGUGAUGCUGGUCACAUAACUGCCCCUGAUCCUGAAGGAGAAGGUGCCUUAAGGUGUAUGGCUGCUGCUUUAAAAGAUGCAGGUGUGCAGCCUGAGGAGAUAUCCUAUAUCAAUGCACAUGCUACUUCCACACCAUUGGGAGAUGCUGCUGAAAACAAAGCUAUCAAACAUCUCUUCAAAGACCAUGCAUAUGCCCUUGCAGUUUCCUCAACUAAGGGAGCAACAGGACAUCUGCUGGGAGCUGCAGGGGCGGUUGAGGCAGCUUUUACCACAUUAGCUUGUUAUUAUCAAAAACUACCACCUACUUUAAACCUGGAUUGUUCGGAACCAGAAUUUGAUCUCAACUAUGUUCCACUAAAGGCACAGGAAUGGAAAACUGAGAAAAGAUUUAUUGGCCUCACCAAUUCCUUUGGUUUUGGUGGUACUAAUGCAACACUUUGUAUUGCUGGACUGUAGAACAUAUCAUUUGUAAUUAAAUACUGAUUUUUAAAUGUUA
Messenger RNA from Gorilla gorilla gorilla (western lowland gorilla), 1721 nucleotides. RefSeq names its product 3-oxoacyl-ACP synthase, mitochondrial (gene OXSM). Gene Ontology annotation, cellular component: mitochondrion. NCBI's taxonomy places the organism in Eukaryota, Metazoa, Chordata, Mammalia, Primates, Hominidae. Gene Ontology annotation, molecular function: 3-oxoacyl-[acyl-carrier-protein] synthase activity. The transcript has 3 exons. Gene Ontology annotation, biological process: fatty acid biosynthetic process. Bases 299 to 1681 code for a protein of 460 amino acids. The record is from RefSeq and is a predicted model, not a curated record.